Molecule: messenger RNA, 960 nt
Organism: Prunus armeniaca (apricot)
Lineage: Eukaryota; Viridiplantae; Streptophyta; Magnoliopsida; Rosales; Rosaceae
Source: the annotation of a GenBank genome assembly
AUGAACUUGGGGAACUCCAAAAACCCAAAAAUUUCCUCACCACCCAAACACAAUCCUCUCGAACUCAGCCUCCAACAAGCCUUCACCAACAUCCAAAAUCAUUGCUCUGGUUUCCUGCACCACCUCUCUCACUUUCCUGUCUUCGACCCCAACCCUUCUUCCCUCAAAACCCAACUCGAGUCCACCUUCGCCAACCUCCAAAACCAAGCAAAGCAUGCAUUCCAUAUUGGGUUGUCAAGCUCUGUUCCCAAACAUUCUUCUGGGAAAACCCCAGUUUGGGCCCGAAUUGCGGUAAAUAACAAAACCCAGACCACCAAUUCCCCUGGUAAUGGGUCCAAAGCCGCCAUGUCUACCGAGGCAAUCGAAGAGCGGCUUGCUGGAGUGCCUGUUUAUGCUCUCAGUAAUGCCGCUGAGGAAUUCGUGUUGGUUUCGGGUGCUUCAAGUGGAAAGUCUCUUGGAUUGUUUUGUUUCAAGAAAGAGGAUGCAGAGGCACUUCUUGAGCAUAUCAGAAUUAUGGACCCCGGAAUGCGAAGCGGGUCUAAAGUGGUGGCCGUGGCUUUAAAUAAGGUUUUUCAGCUCAAGGUUGAUGGGGUAGCCUUCAGGUUGAUUCCUGAGUAUUCUCAAGUCAAGAACGCGCUUAAGGAGAAGGAAAAGGUUGGAACUUCUGACGAUGAUGGCUUUCCCGGGGUGCCAGUUUUCCAGUCAAGGAGCUUGAUUCUUAGAAGCCAAAGCAAGAGCUAUCGUCCAGUGUUUUUCAGGAAGGAGGACUUGGAAAGUUCACUAUCAAGAGCUUCUCGCGAGCAGAAUCAAUUAAAUCCUGCCUUCAGACCUGGGGAUGUUCAGGUUGCUGUUCUUGAAGAAGUAAUAAAGGGGAUGAAGGAAGGUUCUACAUCAACGUGGGACGAUGUUGUUUUCAUCCCUCCUGGAUUUGAUAUCUCUACUGAUCCUACCAAGCAAUAG